Messenger RNA from Scatophagus argus, 3239 nucleotides. It is a transcript of the gene sigmar1, whose product is annotated as sigma non-opioid intracellular receptor 1. The record is from RefSeq and is a predicted model, not a curated record. The transcript is spliced from 5 exons. The coding region runs from base 129 to 797 and encodes 222 amino acids. NCBI's taxonomy places the organism in Eukaryota, Metazoa, Chordata, Actinopteri, Scatophagidae. Gene Ontology annotation, cellular component: endoplasmic reticulum.
CUGAUCAGGAAGAAGCUUUCUCCACGCCUCCUCAGCCGAUGGCGUGUUUGGAGCAACCUGUCUGUACCUUUUCCCACGUGUAGUCAAACCUGCUGCUUUGUCUCCGUCUGCUUAAUUUUGUUUUAACCAUGUCUGUUGUCAGAACGAGUUUAAAAUUGUUAGUGUUCGCCGCAGUCACCGCUCUGGUCGUGCUGCUGCUGCGGCAUUGGAUGGCUACCAAGCAGUACGUUUUCAACAAAGAAGACAUCGCCAAAUUGGCCAAACAGUACGCAGGACAGGAUCAUGAGCAGGCCUUCUCCAAAGUGGUGGUGGAGCUUAGGAAGAGGUAUCCCGGCCACAUCCUGCCGGACGAGGACCUGCAGUGGGUGUUUGUGAAUGCCGGAGGUUGGAUGGGCUCUAUGUGCCUCCUCCAUGCCUCGCUCACAGAGUAUUUGCUGCUUUUUGGGACUGCAGUGGACACAGGGGGACAUUCAGGUCGUUACUGGGCUGAGAUUUCUGACACCAUCAUAUCUGGCACCUUCAGACAGUGGAAGGAGGGAACAACCAAGAGUGAAAUAUACUACCCUGGUGACACCAUUGUGCAUAGUGUUGGCGAGGCGACGUCGGUCCAGUGGAGCGCCGGAACGUGGAUGGUGGAGUAUGGCCAAGGCUUCAUCCCCUCCACGCUGGGAUUUGCCCUUGCAGACACUCUGUUCAGCACCCAGGACUUCCUCACAAUGUUCUACACCAUCCGUGUCUACGUAAAAGGUCUGCUGCUCGAGGCUGGUACACUGCUUACAGAGGCUGGGGUUUUCUGAGGCUCGAUGCCAGCACAGGAGCAGUAAUGUGUAAACAUUCACCUUGUCAUCACACGCCAUUUUACUCCUGACCACCAUCAUCUAGCAUGGGGAAAACAUCUCUUCCAGGUCAUUCAUAGCUCAGAUAUUUUUAAACUGGAAUUGUAGACGAUUCAAUUUUGCAUACAUACAGUAGAUCACAUCCACAUUCAAGUGCUCGUUUCUCAAUAGACUAUCCAGAAAUGUCGGAGUCUCUUUUGCUUUACCCUGUGAUGCCACACUGCAUUACCAGUGCAACACUGAGUUAGGUGCCGUACCACUCACCAAAAUCGACGCCGAAGAAAGCAUCAUUCUGAAUCAAACUCAGCAUCUUAAUGUACACAGUGAACGUGAACAAUGAGAGCUCAAACUGCCCACAUUGUCAGAGAGGUCGUUGGUACCCAUAAAAAAAAAAAAAAAAAAAUACGACAUCCAUAUAUUUUAAGGAUCUGGCUUAAAAAACUGAGCUCCAGAGAAAGAUCAGUCAUUUCGAAAAAUAAGCACCGAUUUAUAAAUUUCUGCUGUUAAAACUGGGUGUUGACCAUCAAAUUUGGGGACCAAGGGAUUUCUUAUAUUAUGCAAAGCCAAAACCGCAGUUUUCUUAGUAAACACUUGGAGUCGGGGGUGUCACAAUAGAUUUAUCAUGAUGUACACAUAGAUGAUUUGGCAUUGACAAAUGUCAAAAUUGGUUUUGUGUGCUACAGGUAUCUUGUAGUUCAUCUUCACAAAAGCCAGUGUUGACAAGCAUGUCUUAAUGAUAACAUUUGUGAGAUGACCUCAUAUGAAGUAUAUCGUGAAUACUUCUGAGCCAUCACCCAGAGACUAAUGUUAACAGAGCGGAGCUGCGAUGAGCAGUAACCAACGAGUCCAGCUGACCAACACGCUGCAGCAACAAACAACUUAAAACUUAAACUCUGUGGUGAAGAAAACAACUAUGUGCUCGGUCUGUUCCUCCACCCACUCAACGUAUGGACAGCAGUGACCUUUUCGUAACAACGUUCUCUUAUUCUCAUAAAGGCAGGAGACCGUGAGUUGCUUUUUAAAUUAAUUAACUGAUUACCAGUCAGCCCCUGGCUUAAAAGCUAGCGUAUGGAAGCUUUUUUGGUUUCUGUGAAGUUGACAGAAAAACAGACCUGGACAAGAGCCACACUGUAUGCAAGUUGUGUACACUACACUACACUACACUAAUUAUGGAUCAUUACAAAUAUUCUGUGAUAAGUAGUCAAUAUCAAGAAGCACUUUUAUUUCAGAGAAGUCUGUCCUGACAUUUGGCUGUAUUUCCUCACUGACAAUCGAUGAUUUGCUUAUACUGAAUGUCUUUCUGAAAACCUGAGACGAAGUGAACUGUCUGGGAUAUGUGUGCAAUAUCGCAUUUGUGGCCUAGUAUGAGUCAUAGCCCGAUUCAUACCAGCUCAGAGAAGGCAGUGUUGUGAUGAUUAUAGUUACGCUGUUAUGGUGUGUGUGUGUAUUCAUUUUUUUAAGAACCCUUCCCCAUCUUUAUUUUUAGGCUUGAUGUAUAAUAUUCAGUCCUUUUUUUUUUCUCUUUCUCUCUCAACAGUUUGUCCAAUAAAUCUAAUCGCCUUUGUGGCCCAAUGACUUCUUUUCAAACUGUAAGGCAGAUAUUUAACACAAAAUACUGUACAAAGUCUGUGGCGCUGUUAAACACCAACAGAUAUGCCUUUGGAGAAAUUUAGGAGCACUUUGAAAUGUUUAUGCAAUUCACAUGUGACGAGUGGGGGGGAGGGUUAUUGUUCUGUACUUCUGGUCAUGCCUCUACUGUGUUAUUCUGUAAAUUGUACUUCUUUUAUUCAUUUAAUGGGAUGGAUUGGAUGAGUUGAAGGUGACUUAAUUAAAAAAAAAAAAAACUUCUUUCAAAAUAACUCACAAAACGCUAUGAGUUUAAGUGGUGUUGGUACAAUCAUUUUGAAAGUGUAACUGCUAGAAUAGUUUCGUGCCCUGACCAAGUGGUACUACUUGGCUGCAGUGUCCUUCGUUUUUUUGUCUGGAACUUUGCACUAACCCAACAGGGUAGAAUGAAAACAAUCUACAGGCCUCCUGUAUUCACUCGCUGUAUUACAAUACUGAGCAGAAAUAGCGUAAAAUCAAAGCCUUUUGGAGAUAGUAUUUGUGUAUUUCACCCAAAGUUGCACUACACAAGCAAGUCACAACUGCUGAAUCCAGUUGAAUCUCCCAGUUUGAACCUUUCAGCCUGAUGCCAAAAUCCAUCAAGGGGUUCUUUAAAUUAUGCUGUACUAAUGUAAACUGGAGUUAUUUGGUCUAUGUACAUCAGCUUCAGUAGCAGCGUGCUGUCAUGGAUGGGUGGCUAAUCAAACAAAACACUUGAAUGUCUAAUUUACUAUUUGCAAGGUGAAGUUGAAAACUCACAGUGCCAAAAGAAAUAAAUGUUUUUGAAGGAAAAUGGGA